ACUACUGGCUACUGGCGCUGCAGCCAUGCAGCCCCCGCCCCCGGGCCCGCUGGGCGACUGCCUGCGGGACUGGGAGGAUCUACAGCAGGACUUCCAGAACAUCCAGGAGACCCAUCGGCUCUACCGCCUGAAGCUGGAGGAGCUGACCAAACUUCAGAACAAUUGCACCAGCUCCAUCACGCGGCAGAAGAAGCGGCUCCAGGAGCUGGCCCUCGCCCUGAAGAAAUGCAAACCCUCCCUCCCAGCAGAGGCCGAGGGGGCCGCACAGGAGCUGGAGAACCAGAUGAAAGAGCGCCAAGGCCUCUUCUUUGACAUGGAGGCCUAUUUGCCUAAGAAGAAUGGAUUGUACCUGAGCCUGGUUCUGGGGAACGUCAACGUCACGCUCCUGAGCAAGCAGGCUAAGUUUGCCUACAAGGACGAGUAUGAGAAGUUCAAGCUCUACCUCACCAUCAUCCUCAUCCUCAUCUCCUUCACUUGCCGCUUCCUGCUCAACUCCAGGGUGACAGAUGCUGCCUUCAACUUCCUGCUGGUCUGGUACUACUGCACCCUGACCAUCCGGGAGAGCAUCCUCAUCAACAACGGCUCCCGGUGGGCAGGGCGGGCCCUGAGGGAGGGGAGCAUGGAAUGGGGUGCCAGGACCCUCCGGGAAGCAGGAACAGGCGCUGGGGGUGAUGGUGGCUCUCUGCUCCAGGAUCAAAGGCUGGUGGGUGUUCCAUCACUACGUGUCCACCUUCCUGUCGGGAGUCAUGCUGACGUGGCCCGACGGUCUCAUGUACCAGAAAUUCCGGAACCAAUUCCUCUCCUUUUCCAUGUACCAGAGCUUCGUGCAGUUUCUCCAGUACUACUACCAGAGCGGCUGCCUCUACCGCCUGCGGGCGCUGGGCGAGCGGCACACCAUGGACCUCACUGUGGUUCUGGCAGCUUUUUAACGCGCUGACGUUGUUCAACCUGGCCCAGGACCCUCAGUGCAAGGAGUGGCAGGUGCUUAUGUGCGGCUUUCCCUUCCUCCUCCUUUUCCUCGGCAAUUUCUUCACCACCCUGAGGGUUGUGCACCACAAGUUUCACAGUCAGCGGCACGGGAGCAAGAAGGAUUGAGGCUGGGCCUUCCCCUGCCGGCCCAGAGGGGCUUCUGUCCUGUGUGUUGUGGGAGGGGAUGGGAGGCGCCCCUCGAGUGUGCGUGUAUCAGGGGGUCUCUUCUAUUCUCCCUUGGGUUUUAUGGGCGCUGUGGGCCCUGAAGGAAGACCUGGGCCCAGUGCCCUCAAUAAAGAGAGGCCCAGAGGUGGCCUGAGCGUGUGUGUUCUCCUGGGGGAGGGGAGGGCUGGGUGGCCCCACCACAUGGGUUCCUGGGGUCUGAGUUAGUUAAGUUGAUGCAGGUGGAGGUCCCAGAUCUACUCACACAAUACCAGGCAAAUACAGAAAACAGAACUUUAUUCCAA
Messenger RNA from Homo sapiens (human), 1436 nucleotides. It is a transcript of the gene TMEM120A, whose product is annotated as transmembrane protein 120A. The record is from RefSeq and is marked validated. Gene Ontology annotation, cellular component: nuclear inner membrane; membrane; endoplasmic reticulum. The transcript is spliced from 10 exons. The coding region runs from base 26 to 937 and encodes 303 amino acids. Lineage: Eukaryota; Metazoa; Chordata; Mammalia; Primates; Hominidae. Gene Ontology annotation, molecular function: coenzyme A binding. Gene Ontology annotation, biological process: fat cell differentiation; detection of mechanical stimulus involved in sensory perception of pain; antiviral innate immune response.